AUGCCCGAGAAGAAGCUCACGCCUAAUUUCACGGUGAGGCGGAUGACUGCACCCGAUCCGAACAAGAAGAAGGAUGAGGACAAUAAGCAACAGGACAAGAAGGAGAAGGACCAGAAGAAGGAUCAAAAGAAUCUUCACUUCCGCUUCUACGAUAGCGUCGCCGCCAACCCAUCCUAGAUACUCCGCCGUUUCCCGACAUCGUCUCGAGAGAAGCAGCCUACCGCGAGGCAUACCAAGUAAAGAGGCCGUCCGAGAGCCACCCGCGACGAGAACGAGGUACAACUUCCCGCAUGCCGAACAGAGAGAUAAGGAGUACGAAGAACAGAUCCGGAUACUGGGAAGGAUGAAGCCACGGGCUCUGCUGGCGUAUGAAACUUCGGCUGCUCUGUGUCGAGAGGAGAAGGCCUUAACGUCCGGCCGAAUGGCUGCUCCAUUUGAGGCACAUAUUCACUUCGUCAGUGAUACGGCUUUCUGUUUCGUUUGGCAUCGAUGUAGGCGCGCUGGAUUAUAGGAUGUUCGAUGGCUGAAUUCCCGAUAUGCAUCUGGAAACGAAUACCCUAUGAGAACGGACGCCAUAUCAGACUAAUAUCGAUCCAAGAAUCUCUGCAUAUGUGUAUUCGCUUAUCAGCGAACCCGGCGCGACACCAGAUCUAUACCUCUUACGACAAGCCUAGCAUCUCCGGUCUACAAGUGAUGCCAUCAACGACAGGCCGGUAUCUUGAUAGUGGACAUGGCUCCGACAAUCUUACCAUGGGCGGCGGAUUUGGUCUUAUAGAGACCCUCCGAAAUCUAUCUACGAACUUGUCUGGUUGCCGGACAGGGUCUCUAGCAGUCUUUCGAGUCGGAUCGCCCAAUCUCUCCUUACAGUGC
Neurospora hispaniola is the source of this 870-nucleotide messenger RNA. RefSeq lists its product as uncharacterized. The record is from RefSeq and is a predicted model, not a curated record. Lineage: Eukaryota; Fungi; Ascomycota; Sordariomycetes; Sordariales; Sordariaceae. The coding region runs from base 74 to 511 and encodes 145 amino acids. The transcript is spliced from 2 exons.